AAAAUAUAAAAAAGAACAAACAACCGGUAAAUAUGUCAAUCGCGCGAACGCCGCCGUAUGACGUUCGGCACAGACAAGGCCGGACUUAUGCCCACUAUGCGUGUAUAUAUGUUUCUGGUACCUACCUCUACGCUGGACGCACGUAGGCCUCGCCGUGUAACCGGCAUAUAUAUAUACGCACGCCAACUCUUACCGAUAUGGUCAUACGACUUCCCACUGCGAAACGAUAAUAAUAUAAUAUAUAGGACCGUGGCAGUAGUUACCAAACGAUUACGACAAUCGUAUCACAAUAUACCUAACCUAACCAAUAUAGGUACCUACGUUUAUUAUUGUUUUUAAACGUUUGGCGUUUAUUAGAAGGUCCCUCCCUAUAUAUGUGUACUUAUACUUACGAACUUCCUCGACCGUCCGACUGCAACCGCGGUCGUCGUCGGCGCUCGUUUCGGUGAACUGAAGCAGACCGGGCAUGACUGGUUUUGAGAACUCCUGAACGCGUUGCGUCUGAUUAGAAUAAUAAUAAUAAUAUGUCGUAUACGACUUGGGACCAUAUUUUAGACGACACUCGUGAUUUGACCGGCACACUAGCGUGUCUAUAUUGAAGAGCUUGAUGAAGUUUUCAACCAGUUGUCCAAGAAAUCAGCAGAGCCACCCGGAAAGCUUACGACGAACUGGCCACCAAACCGUAGCAGUAAUGAAGCAGAUAAAGACGAUCGCUGCAGCGCAGAAAAUGGCAACUACUUGACGGAUGACUUUGGUGGUCGGUUCAAUGACGUUAUACUAGAAUUGCAAUUACCAGAACGGAUUGUUUGCCAGGCAUGUGCUGAAGGAAUAGACGAAAAAGUGUAUUUCGGUGAUAACUGCGGCAGUGGUGUUUUUUCUGACAACAUGCGUUACCGCCUGUCGCCAACCAAACGAAAACGGUGUCGUUCCCGAUCUUUGGAUCAAAGUAGCCUACAAUUACCAGACUGCUAUGAAGACAAGUCAGCUGUGCUGCUCAAAGUCAAGGUACUCAACACCACUCCACCUGCGCCUGUUCGCAGGUCGUCUCUUAACCGAUUUCAAACAAUCAUCGCACAACAACAGAAACAGUUUGAACGACAGGACAGCAACGGAGGUCCCCACCUGGAAGUGGCUACUCAGACGUCGCCAACUUGUAGUAUGUCUUCGAGCUUCACGUGGUUCUCUGAUCGUUCAGACACGGGUAACUGUUCUUCAGCUGAAGAAGAAGCCGUGACACCGUGUAGUUCAACCGACGAUUCGGUGACCGACCACCUCAUCAGUUGUGGAUCUUCCACCGAGUCGUCGGUCACCCCUCCUGGACGGUCCGACGAACCCGAGUCCGGUAUUGGAACUGCAUCGCCACCACACCAUCGGUAUUCGAAAUCGGGAAACCAGAAAUGCAGAAGUAAAGAGACGUGGGAGAGGCUGCAGAGACGACACGCCGACCGUCGGGCGACCAUCAAAUACAUAGAACAACCGGUGUGGGUACCCCCCACAGUGGAAAAUAUAAACGACCAAUAUCAUCGUCCAGCAACGCGACCGAAUCGGUUGCCUUUGACCAGUGAAUCCGGAUUUCCAGUGAAAAACGUCACCUCUUACGAGUUGCCCAGCCCGACAGCUGUUUCGUUGGACGGCAGCGGUGGUGGAGAAGUCACCCAAGAAUUGGCGGGUGCCUGCAAAAGCUCGUCUGCUCCACAUCUCAUAAAAUCCACUCAGACACUGCCUCGCAGGACCAAAUAUACAAGCGAAUCGGAGGAUUGGAACCAUCACAAAUGUCACUCGGAACGAUACUUAGCAGAAAUAGAAGCCAAAGAAGCGUGUAAAUGGCUAAGGGCCGCCGGAUUUCCACAGUACGCGCAAAUGUAUGAAGAUUUGCAAUUUCCCAUAGACGUGAACGGCGUACAAAAGGACCAUCCGUUUCUAGACCUAGACUCGUUACAAUCGUUGUUCAGGAGACUGCACGCUCUGAACCGUUGCGCAAACAUGAAAUUGGAUUUUGUGCCAAAACACGCAGGUGACGACUCGGACUCCGAGGGGGAAUGCGCGCUGAGCGAGAACUGGACGUUCCAGAGGGAGUCGAGGAGGUGGUCCAGGGUGGACGACAUCGUCAACACGGCGGUGAUGCUUCAGCAGCAGUUGCAACCGUCGUCGCUCGUCGACCACCAUCAGCAGCAGCAAAACCAUGACCUCCAAUCAUCGCAACAGGGCGUUGGGGGCAAGUUUGGAAGUAAUGCGAUGCCACAGCCACCGGUGCAGUCGGCCGAGCAGCUUCAGGCGGCGGCUGCAGCGGCGGUGGCGGCCGAUGCGUCGGACGCGGCACUGAUCUCGCGAUUCCGGCGGUCGGGCAGCGAGCGGAUCAGGGACGGGGCCAAAGCCAUCCUGCGCCGGGUGGAGAGCCUGAAGACGAGACGUCGGAAACAGCGCAACCGCGACGGUGUAGUCAUCGGUUCACCGCAGAUCAUAGACAUGGCUUCGAUGCAACAACGGAUGAAGGAACUUAACUGCGUGGACGUGACACCGCCCGAUUCACCGGUGACCGACGACCACAUUAAGGCCAAACGGUUCUUGGCCAAACCCGAGUCGCUGGACUCCCUGGCAUAUUCCGAUUCAGAACUGUCGUGGAGAAACGAGUACACGGACGCCAACAGCAAUAACACCAAGCCACUGCUGGAUUUCAUGGCCUUUGACGGGAGCAACGAAUUCUCAUCUCCCAAUGGCAGUCAAGACAGCCGCACGUACAAAAACAAAUACAACGACAGCGUGGAUUCGGUUUCGAGCGCAGUGCAAGACAGCGAUCAAGAUCUAACCAUCAAAUCAAAGGGGUCAGUUGUUCGGUGGCAUAGUUUUCAAAAGACCAAACAUCGGCCUAAUGCCUUGGCCGGACAAAUGGUCGGGUCGCUCACGGUUGGUCAGCUGUUGGUGUUGCGGAAGUUCGCUCUUCUCAAGCUAACUGCCAUCAUGGAACGGUAUUGUCCGACACACCGGACCGGAUGGAACUGGGAAUUGCCCAAGUUUAUGCGCAAAACCAAAAUGCCCGAUCCCAAAGAUAAGACUGUUUUCGGAGUUCCGCUGAUCGCCAACGUGCAAAAAUACGGUUCGGCACUGCCGCCGUUCGUCCAGUCCGCUUUUCGGUGGCUCGAAGACAACGCUCUCGACCACGUGGGGUUGUUCCGGAAGCCUGGCGUCAAAUCCCGAAUACAGCGUCUAAAGCAACUGGCCGAAGCCGAACCUGAGGACGUGAAGUUCGAAAACCAUCAGGCCUACGACGUGGCCGACAUGGUAAAGCAAUAUUUCCGUGAGUUACCGGAGGCCUUGCUUACCAACAAACUGUCCGAGAGUUUCAUCGCCAUUUUUCAACACGUUCCGGUGUACUUGCAAAAGGAAGCAGUCCAUUACACGGUGCUGCUGUUGCCCGACGAACACCGCGAAGCCCUGUUCGCGCUGCUCGACUUCCUGUUCCGGGUGUCGUCCAGGAGCAACGUGAACCAGAUGUCCGCCAGCAACCUUGCCGUGUGUUUGGCCCCGUCGCUGUUCCACCUCGGGAACGCCGGUUCCUGGUCGUCGUCGCACCCGCACGGCGGCUCGGCCGGCGGGUCAACGCCGUCCAGCCCGGUCACGUCCCACAAUCGUUCGUCGUCCGUGUCGCCACGCCGGAACCACCAUCAGACGUCUGCAGGCUCCGCCGCCACCAUCGGUCUGCCCGACUCCAAGCAGCUGGGACAGAACAAGGCAGCGCACGACUGCUUGCUGUUCCUCAUCAAGCACUACCGUCAACUGUUCGCCAUGUCAGAUGACGUCAUGAGUCAGUGUCACUUCAGCUAUAUGGACGAAAGCAUACCAAUAAGCCUGGAAGAACUAGGUGCGGAAAUGGGCCACGACUGGAGAGGAUACCUGAACGUGUGUACGUCGGCGUUGCUUAAAGAAGCCAAAGACAAGAACAGGGGAUGGAUGGCCGUGGGCAGUUUCGAGAACGUCGACAUAUCGUACAAGAAGGUCGGCGACGGACACCCGUUGCGGCUGUGGCGGGUGUGCACGGAAGUAGAGGCGCCACCCGCCGAGGUGCUCGCCCGGAUCCUGUGGGAGAGGCACGUGUGGGACGCCGACCUGGUGUCGGCCAGGGUGGUGGCCAAGAUGGACGCUCGCGCCGACCUGUACCAGUACUCGGUCGCGGCGAUGGCCCCGCAUCCGGCCAAGGACUAUUGCGUGGCCAGGUCGUGGCGAACCGAUCUCAACCGCGGCGGUUGCGCGGUCGUCGAGACGUCCGUCGAACACCCGGACGCCAAGCAGCCGGCGGCGGGCGCGGUCCGUGGAAUCGUGCUCGCCUCCAGAUACCUGAUCGAACCGUGUGGUUCGGGCCGGUCCCGAGUACUGCAUUUGUCGCGAGUCGACACAAAGGGCAGGACGUGCGAGUGGUACAACAAGAUAUACGGAUACAUCACUUCCAAAUAUUUGUCGGCGAUACGAAAAUCUUUCGAACACUCUGCCGACGGCCCCGAGAGCAAAGUAUGACUCGGGCGCCGAUUAUUAUUAUUGGUUUUGUUUUUUUAAAUAUAAUAUUGUUAUUGUUAUUAUUUUUUUUUUUAUUAUUAUUUACGGCACUUAUUCUCCGUGACUUGCCCGGAGAAAAAUGUCGGCCCAGUGACCGAGAAUCGAAACCGCGACCGGCAGACGCCUUAGACCGCUCGGCCACCUCCUCCCCCGACAAUUGUUAUUAUUAUUAUCGUUAUUUAAUCGUUCUCCCGCAAACGAUUCCCGCGCGUCUGCGUCGACACAAUAUAAUAAUAUUGUCAUAAUAUACCAUUAAUAAUAAUAUCAUUUUAUUAAUUAUUAAUAGGUACCUAUGUAAUAUAUUAUUCAAUAUAAUAUUGUACAUAAUAUUGUUAAGUGUUAUGUGAGUGUUAUACGAUAAUCGGACGACGAGUCGCGAUAAACGCGUUCAAAUAUUAUAUAUUUGUAUCAUUGUAUUAUUAUAUAAUUUUUUCAUUAUUAUCAUAUUAUUAUUAUUAUCAUUAUUUUAUUUUGAAUGUUCUAACUGUACACAAUAUUAUUAUAAUAUAAACUAGACCGCGUUGUUACAAAACAGUAGACUGAUCGGGGUACGUGUAUGCACGCGUGCCCCUCCCCCCCUUCCGACCUCCUAGAAAACACAAAACUCAUAUCGGUUUUUUUUUUUUUUUUAAUGAAUUUGUAAAGGUUAUUAUUACGAAUUAUUUUUUGCUUACGAAUAAAAACACCGACGCAGUGAUACGACGCUACUAUCGGUAGUAUUAUUAUCGUUAUAAUAAUAUUAUAUAAUAUCGUACACGCGAAACUGUGUGCGGUGUCGGUACAAUAACUGCAGAAAAACGGUGCAAUCAAAACAGGGUAUAGUUUUCGAUUGUAUUAAAAAAAAAAAUUAAUUCGCGUACCAAUUAAAAAAAAGUUCCUAUGAUGUUAUUAUAUGAUUUAUAUUGUACAACGACAAUAUUAUUAUAUUAUGCAAUGACCGAUAUUCAGAUCAUUCGACUAUAUUAUUAUAAUACCGCGAUUUGACUUAUUACUCCUACCUAUUACACUCCGCGUAAUCCAAAAACGAUAUCUGCACGGACGACAAACGCUGUUUUAAAAUUUUAAAAUUCAAAUGUCGACAACGGGACCAUAAUAAUAAUAUAUUAUUGUUGAUUUAUGCCGAGAGUAAAUAAACACAUCACAUUAUAUUAUUAUAAUUUAUGAUAGACAUUUUACUUAAUUUUUAAGCGUUUUAAAUGUAUAUUUUACCAUUUUAUUUCUUUUUUAUAAUUAUAAUUAUUAUUAUUACU
Acyrthosiphon pisum (pea aphid) is the source of this 5798-nucleotide messenger RNA. RefSeq names its product RhoGTPase activating protein (gene cv-c). NCBI's taxonomy places the organism in Eukaryota, Metazoa, Arthropoda, Insecta, Hemiptera, Aphididae. Gene Ontology annotation, biological process: regulation of Rho protein signal transduction; actin cytoskeleton organization; signal transduction. The transcript has 18 exons. Gene Ontology annotation, molecular function: GTPase activator activity; lipid binding. The coding region runs from base 886 to 4509 and encodes 1207 amino acids. The record is from RefSeq and is a predicted model, not a curated record.